Messenger RNA from Vicia villosa (hairy vetch), 1816 nucleotides. Its product is annotated as RING-H2 finger protein ATL11-like. The transcript has a single exon. Lineage: Eukaryota; Viridiplantae; Streptophyta; Magnoliopsida; Fabales; Fabaceae. The coding region runs from base 281 to 1453 and encodes 390 amino acids. The record is from RefSeq and is a predicted model, not a curated record.
UGAAGUGUGUCUCACGCAAAUUGAUUUUCUUGUUUCUCUCACAAGAAACAGGAAAGUUUAAAAUAAAAUGAAAAACAACCCUGCCACACUCCAACUCUCUACACCAAAAACAAAAAACACUUUGAUCCAUCAUUGAAAUUCUCAACUUCUCAUUCACUCUUUCUACAUUUUACGUUACUCUUUAGGACGAACCAGUCUUCUUUCUAUCACUACAAGAAACGUAACAGAAAAAACCUAUCACUAUUCUUUGCUUACCCUCACUUCAACUUUAUGAUCCACUAUGCGCAUCCACACCAAACUCCAUGCACCUCCACCACCUCUCACUCUCUUACUCCUUUAUCUUUCGUUAUUCUCUCCGGCAACCGCUCAGCCAUCACAGACUUUAUCGCCACCGCCGCCGCAGCAAGAUCCAUUUGCGAGAAUGAAAUUCGAUAAAACCAUGGCAUCAGUUCUUAUCAUCCUCGUCAUUGUUUUCUUCACUCUAGGCGUUAUUUCCAUCUACACUCGUCAAUGCAGAGAGCAACGAAUCAGAGGAAGGAUUGAUCUCGCCGUUCCGAUCAACGGCGGCGACGGUUACAGACGACCGUACGGACUCGAUCCGGUGAUUAUUGAGAAUUUUCCGAACUUUGUUUAUUCUGAGGUGAAGGAUCUGAAAAUUGGAAGAGUCACGCUAGAAUGCGCCGUGUGCUUGAACGAGUUUGAAGAUGAUGAAACGCUGCGUUUGAUUCCGGUUUGUAGCCACGUGUUCCAUCGUGAGUGUAUUGAUGCGUGGUUGUUGCAUCACUCCACGUGUCCGGUUUGUCGAGCGGAUCUUGUUCCCGAUCCGAAAGACGAGUUGUUGUCUUCUUCAAUCGUGAUUCAGAUCUCGGAUACGGAUUUGGAUGAACCGGUUUUAAAUCAUGAACCGGAUUUGGUUGAACCGGUUGGUGUGGAUGACAAUGAGAAUGACAAUGACAAAACAAAAAUAGUAAAAAUGGCUCCAGGGGUCAAUUUAGAUGGAAUAAUGAAGAAACCGGUUCGGUCGAAUUCUAUGGGUUUAAUGUUUGCAAGAAUGUUCUCCCGGUCUAACUCGAUUGGUCAAUUGACGAUUCGGGCGAGUGAAGAUUGCGAGCGGUUCACGUUAAGAUUGCCGAAUGAAGUUCAUAAUAGGCUUGUGAAUGACAUGAUAUUGAACCGGACGAAAAGUUUGGGUGGGGAAAUUGCACUGCAAAGUGAGAGGAGGGGUUUUAGAACGAGCAGUGUUGGGAGGAAAUUUCUAAGGUACGAGCGGUUCAAUGUGGAGAACCGGGUGGACCGGAGUGGGUUCGGUUGUGGUCCGUCUUUCUUGGGCCGGGUUGGUUCAAUGAGGUUAACUAAGGAUGUGAAUAAAGUAACUAUGGGUGUUGUGAAUGAAGGUUAUGUUGAUGUUGAAGAACGUUCUUCGAGUCGAUUAGUUCAUAAUAUUGAGGAUUGAGUUAUUAUGAUUGAGAUUGGGUGUGGAUGAAAAUAAGUUUACUAUUAAAAUUUUAAUUUUAAUUUCAUAAUUAUAUAUGUAUGUUGAUGGAGCUAUAGUUUCGUGUUCAUAGAUUUAAAAUUUUGAUUUAAUUCGUGUUUAUUUAUAGUUCAAGAGGAAUGGCAUGAUGGGAGGUGAGUUAAAAAACAUCAAAGGCAAUGAAAAGACUCGCGAAUGUGUCAAACAGUACUUCCUAUAAUUACUCCCUAUAGUCUUAUCUUAGAAGAAACCAUUAUAGAUGUUGUACGUAAUAUAGGAAGUAAUUAAUAUUCAUUGUUUUAAAUUGUUUUUUUUACCCAAUAUAAGAAAGUAAUUGAUAUGCAU